ACCUGCACACGCCCAUGUUCUUCUUCCUGCUCAACCUGGCCCUCGCUGACCUGGGCUCCAUCUGCACCACUGUCCCCAAAGCCAUGCACAAUUCCCUCUGGGACACCAGCACCAUCUCCUACAUUGGAUGUGCUGCUCAGCUCUUUUUCUUAAUGUUCUUCAUUGGAGCAGAGUUUUAUCUCCUGACCAUCAUGUGCUACGACCGCUACGUGUCCAUCUGCAAACCCCUGCACUACGGGACCCUCCUGGGCAGCAAAGCUUGUGCCCACAUGGCAGCAGCUGCCUGGGCCAGUGCCUUUCUCUAUGCUCUCAUGCACACAGCCAAUACAUUUUUCCUGCCCCUGUGCCAUGGCAAUGUCCUGGGCCAGUUCUUCUGUGAAAUCCCACAUAUCCUCAAGCUGUCCUGCUCCAAAUCCCAACUCAGGGAAGUGGGACUUGUUGCUGUCAGUGCCUGUCUGGUAUUUGGCUGUUUUGUGUUCAUUGUUUUCUCCUAUGUGCAGAUCUUCAGGGCUGUGCUGAGGAUCCCCUCUGAGCAGGGACGGCACAAAGCUUUUUCCACAUGCCUCCCUCACCUGGCUGUGGUCACCCUGUUCAUCAGCACUGGGUUUUUUGCCUACCUGAAGCCCCCCUCCAUCUCCUCCCCAUCCCUGGAUCUGGCAGUGACAGUUCUGUACUCGGUGGUGCCUCCAGUCCUGAACCCCCUCAUCUAC
Molecule: messenger RNA, 710 nt
Organism: Melospiza melodia melodia
Lineage: Eukaryota; Metazoa; Chordata; Aves; Passeriformes; Passerellidae
Product: olfactory receptor 14A16-like
Exons: 1
Biological process (GO): G protein-coupled receptor signaling pathway
Cellular component (GO): membrane
Molecular function (GO): G protein-coupled receptor activity; olfactory receptor activity; odorant binding
Source: RefSeq, a predicted model, not a curated record